Molecule: messenger RNA, 540 nt
Organism: Neofelis nebulosa (Clouded leopard)
Lineage: Eukaryota; Metazoa; Chordata; Mammalia; Carnivora; Felidae
Product: transcriptional repressor RHIT-like
Biological process (GO): regulation of DNA-templated transcription
Source: RefSeq, a predicted model, not a curated record
AUGGAGGAAAUAGCCCAUGAAUCAGCAGGAUCACCAAUUGUCCAGUUUCAGUCUUUGGAGAGCCAGUCUGAGGGUCUGUCCCCAGAGCCUCAGUUCGCACAGGGCACUGAAAUAGAACAGGAGCUCAACGGGGCUCCACCUGUUCCCCAGGUGCCUGCUCUUCCGCAUGAGGGAAGCCCAGGAGACCAGGCAGCCACGCUCCUGCCAGCCAGGUACCAGGAGUUUGUGACAUUUGAGGAUGUGGCUGUGCACCUUACUCGAGAGGAAUGGGGAUGCCUGGACCCUGUUCGGAGGAAUCUCUACAGAGAAGUGAUGUUAGAGAAUUAUGGGAACGUGGUCUCGUGGGCUACUUCUCCGCCUUCCUCCAGCCGGUUUCAUAGUGUGAGUUCCUGCCCGGCCCUGAGUCGUACCCAGGCAAGUGCUUUCUCUGGAGAAACAUUGGCAGUUCUUUCAGCUGGAAUCUCCAAGAAAUGGCCCAGGUAUCGACUUCCCAUCGAUAUUGCUCGGCCCCGCUUGGAAACUCCUUUUCCACGACUGUAA